This is a messenger RNA of Asparagus officinalis (garden asparagus), 711 nucleotides long. Its product is annotated as pathogenesis-related protein 1-like. Lineage: Eukaryota; Viridiplantae; Streptophyta; Magnoliopsida; Asparagales; Asparagaceae. The transcript has 2 exons. Gene Ontology annotation, cellular component: nucleus; cytoplasm. Gene Ontology annotation, molecular function: protein phosphatase inhibitor activity; abscisic acid binding; signaling receptor activity. The record is from RefSeq and is a predicted model, not a curated record. Gene Ontology annotation, biological process: abscisic acid-activated signaling pathway; defense response. Bases 60 to 536 code for a protein of 158 amino acids.
CAACUCUCUGCACAUUCUUCACUCGCAUAGAGAGUUAAACAUACAGUAGAAAGAAAAACAUGAGUUCAGGAAGCUGGAGCCACGAGGUAGCUGCCAAUGUCCCCGCAGGGAAGCUGUUCAAGGCCGCGAUGCUCGACUGGCACAACCUCGGCCCUAAGAUUGUGCCGGAUUUCAUCGCCAGUGGCUCUGUUGUGUCCGGAGGUGGAGCUGUUGGAAGCGUCAGAGAGAUCAAGAUGAGUAACCCUGAACUACCUUUCAACUACCUGAAGGAGCGCCUGGAUUUCGUAGACCAUGAGAAGUUCGAGGUGAAAAACACCCUUGUAGAAGGCGGAGGUUUGGGAAAGCAGUUUGAAUCGGCCUCCAAUCACUUCAAGUUCGAGCCAUCAGGCAACAACGGAUGCAUUGUCAAGGUGACCGCAACGUACAAGCUUCUCCCUGGUGUCACCGUUGAGAGUGCAAAGGCCAAAGAGGGUGUAACCCACCACAUCAAGGCAGCUGAAGCUUACCUCCUCGCUAACCCAACUGCCUACGCUUAAGUAUAUGCUUAGGUUUCUAAUUUGGUGUUGUGAGUUCGAAUAAAGAGAGUGCUCCUGAUGGUGAUGGCUAUGCAUGGUUAUACUUUUUGUUGCCUGAGUAUUAAAAGUUUGUAGUCGUGUGUCGUGAAGUAAUAUUGGUUAUUAAUUUGCUCCUUGGUUGCAGUAAAUUAAUAAA